This is a messenger RNA of Pangasianodon hypophthalmus (striped catfish), 2767 nucleotides long. RefSeq names its product radial spoke head 14 homolog (gene rsph14). The record is from RefSeq and is a predicted model, not a curated record. The transcript is spliced from 5 exons. Bases 919 to 1941 code for a protein of 340 amino acids. Lineage: Eukaryota; Metazoa; Chordata; Actinopteri; Siluriformes; Pangasiidae. Gene Ontology annotation, molecular function: protein binding.
AAUAAUAUAAAGAUAUACUUUAAAGAGCUCUCUUUCUUCCUUUCUUUCUCCUCUGUGUCUCCAGUUCCUUCUUUUAUAGGUCUACUUACAACCUUUUAGGAGUUAAUCCUAAUAAAUUCAGUGGAUUACUUACACACAUUCAACAUUUCAGCAAAAUAAUUACUUAUAAAAAAUAUCAUUUAAAGAUAAUUAGUGUCUCUCACUCUUUUACUCUCUUUCCAUCCUUCUUUAUGUCUCUGUUUUCUCUUUCUCUCAGUUUUUCCUUGCCACAUGCCCCCAUUUUCUUUCUCUCUCCCUUUUCCUCUCUGUUUCUAAAUCCAGCUUUUACAUUUAUGUAUAUAUAUUAAUGCUUAUAUACUUAUAUUUAUGCAUAUAUACUUAGAUAUGUAAUUAAAAGUUCAUUCUAAUUGAUAUAAUGAUUUGGUUUCCAGGGGUUAGUGGUUGGGGGGUGAGGGUUCGAAUCUUGCCUCUGCCUUGUGUGCGCUGAGGUUGCGUGUUCUCCCUGUGCUUCAGGGGUUUCCUCUGGGAACUCCGGUUUCCUCCCCAGUCCAGAGACAUGCGCUGUAACCUGAUUGGCAUCUCUAAAUUGUCUGUAGUGUGUGAGUGUGUGUGUGAUUGUGCCCUGUGAUGGGUUAGCACCCUGUCUAGGGCGUCCCCCGUCUUGUGCCCCGAGUCCACUGGGAAAGUCUCCAGGCUCUCCGUGACCCUGUGUCGGAAAAGCGAUACAGAAAAUGGAUGGAUGGAUGGAUAAUGGUUUGGUUUCCGAAGUGUGAGACGAAUUCAGAAAUGUUAUUUGUAACUAUACUAAUCUUAAUUCCUGUUUUUUUUUUACUUUUAUGAACACACUUCUUCUUUUGAGAAGAAAAUGUCCAACUGAACCUUCUCACACUUCAUCAGGUUUGAUGUAAAGUGUUCCUGAUGGCCAGUACACGGAUUUCAGAGCGCUUGCCGCCGCUCACUGACCCGUCUCGCGCUCCGGUGGCGUUCGGUAAGCGCGCGCUCCCGAAGCUGAUGACAGAGCUGCAGGCUGAGGAGCGGAAAAUCCGCCAGGGGGCGCUGUGUUCCCUCUGUGACCUGCUGCACGACCCGGAGCGGGCAUACGAGGCCCUGCAUCACGGUUGUUUAGAGAGACUGAAGAUGUUGCUGAAGGAUGAGGACGGCGUGGUGAGGACGAAAACGACUGAGGUGCUUUAUCAGCUGGUCACACACAGCGUGGGGAGAGAGGCCGUUCUGCAGUGCGACGCGCUCGGGCCUCUGUCAGAGCUUUUAGACGAGCCGGAGGACGCCUGCCGUGAGAACGUGCACCGCGUGUUACAGAUGUUGUCCGAGUUUCCUGCAGCUGUGGUGCGUAUGGUGUCUCUGGGGCUGGUGCCGAGGCUCGUGAUGAAGGUCCCGGUGGAGCGCGAGAACAUCAGGGAGCUCGUCCUGUCCACGCUGAGCUGCUGCAUGAGACUGGACGCUCUCCCCGCUCUGGCCAGCGACGCCGUGCCCGUCCUGAAGGAGCAGCUGCACCACCCGUCCACACACAUCCGCCGCGCCGCCUCCUCCGCCACCAUGGCCAUCAGUGUCCCUGCGGAGGGGAAGGUGAGGGUGUGUGAGGAGGAGGUUGUCCCCGUGUUGGUGAAGCUGCUCUCUGACGACGACUCGGAGGUCAGAGCCAACGCUGCCGGAGCCCUGAUGUACACCGCCGUCAUCACCCGAGGUAAAUAUCAGGCUCUGGAGGCCGGCGCCGUUCCUCCUCUGCUGUGUUUGGUGGACAGCGAGGACGUCGCGUCGUGUGCUAACGCUCUCCGCGCGCUCACUUGUCUGGCCGAAGCCCCGAGCGGCCGAGCACGACUGAUCCACAACCUGCCUCAGCUGGAGGCGCGACUCAGCCACCCCGCCUCCGUCGUCCAGAAAGCCGCAGCCACCGCCAUCCAGGUCAUCUCCUGGACCCCCUGAGAGCGAGCGGAAGGAGCGAAUUUGAGCACACAGACAAAAAAAAAACAAAAAACGCAUUAAUAAUUAAACUAUUUAACAUAAUGGAUCAAAAGCAAGCAUUUUUUUUGUUCUCUGCUGUGUGUUUGCUUAAAGCUAACUCCUUUUGAAUAGCUAGGAUUGUUGUUUUGGGGCAAAUUUCUGUAUUACAAUUCUGUGUUGAUUCAGGGGCGGGGCUACACAUGAGUUCGGUUAGUGAUGUCACACCAUAAGCUCCUCCUCCUUCCUUUGGACCAAUCACAUCCAAUAUCCAAAUUAUUACAUUAUGAAAAAUAAGCUGGAAACGUUUAGCUGCAGAAUCUAGCUAGCUAUAGUACAUAAGCUAGCUAGCAUUAGUGAUGAACAAAAUCCUGGUUGUCAUGGUAACAUUAUAUUUCGACAGGUUUGUUUGUUGUUGAACAAAUCAGUGAAAAAUUUACACAAAUCGAUACUGAAAUCACACUCGUGUGGCCCUGUGGCCAUGACGCAGGCCGGCGUGGGGGCGUUCCCAAUUUUGCAUACUCAUGUUUAUUCAUAUGUGCUGGCAUUGUUAAUGAGGGUAAAGGUGUAGGAGGCGUUAGUCCUUCUUUUGAAGUUUAUAAGUACGAAAAACAUUAAGAAUGCAUUAUUAUAUUUAUUAAAGUAGAUAGAAGUAUUACUUUUAGAUCUAUUUUUAUUCUUCAUAAAGGGUGCCAGUCAACAAAUAAGAUUAAAAAAAAGUAAUAAUAAACAUACAGAGCAUAACAUCCUACGUGCCUGCCUAUACGUCAUGAAUAUUCAGUAACGCCUCAGCGUAGGCCACGCCCCAACC